Molecule: messenger RNA, 3646 nt
Organism: Oryctolagus cuniculus (rabbit)
Lineage: Eukaryota; Metazoa; Chordata; Mammalia; Lagomorpha; Leporidae
Gene: SRBD1
Product: S1 RNA binding domain 1
Biological process (GO): nucleobase-containing compound metabolic process; translation
Molecular function (GO): structural constituent of ribosome; mRNA binding
Source: RefSeq, a predicted model, not a curated record
CCGGCGGGAACCGGAAGGUGCCGUGAUACGCCGACUCCCGGUCUUCCGACACGCCGGGCGGGAAGAUGUCAUCAUUGCCCAGAAGAGCAAAAGUGCAGGUCCAGACUGUGGUAUACAAAGAUGAAUUUUCUUCUUGCUCUGAAUUAUCGUCUGCCUCUGAAGAAGAUGACAAGGAAGAUAGCAUCUGGGAGCCCCAGAAGAAAGCCCCCAGAGUCCGUAAGCAGCCCGCUCCCAAGGAACCCAAACCAAAGAGGGUGCCUCGGGGGAAGAAGAACACCCAAGUGGUCAGUGACAGCUCAGAAGCUGUGGCUGUUAAAGAGGAGCUGAAUAAUUCUGUGGCUAUUGCUGAUGUUAAUUUAGAAGACAGAAAAAAUAAAUUGGAAACUGUACAGACUCUGAAAACAGCAAAGACAAAACAGAAGAAUUCAGCUCAAAGGACCAAAAAAUUGAAAGUGGAAAAAAUCAACAAAGUCAGCAACUUAGAGGGUGGGGAUCACAGUACAGAGACCCCAUCAACAAGCACCAUGUGGGAAGGUACAUGCAAGAAGGAAGAGAAUGAAGAUGACUUUACAUUUGGUCAGUCCCCUUUAAAGAAAAUGAAGACUGAAAUGUGUCCUCAGGGGCAGCCUGUCAAGUUUCCAGCAAAUGCCAACAGUAUUAAAGAGGAGGUGGAAAUGAACUGGGACAUAGUCCAGGUUUUAUCUGAGAGAACUAAUAUUGAACUCUGGGUUUGUGCCAACAUCAUCCGUCUUUUUAAUGAUGAUAACACAAUUCCCUUCAUCAUACGUUACCGAAAAGAGCUCAUUAAUAAUCUUGAUGCUGAUUCCUUGAGAGAAGUUCGACAAACCCUUGAGGAGCUCCGGGCCGUUGCAAAGAAGGUUCAUAGUACAAUCCAGAAAAUUAAGAAAGAGGGGAAGAUGUCUGAAUGCUUGUUAAAAGCCUUGCUGAACUGUAAAACUUUUGAAGAGCUAGAACACGUGUCUGCCCCAUAUAAAACUGGGAGUAAGGGCACCAAAGCUCAGAGAGCAAAACAGCUGGGAUUGGAAGGAGCAGCCAGGACACUGCUUGAGCGUCCAGGGGAGCUCAAUCUUCUCUCCUACAUUCGACCCGACGUUAAAGGGCUUUCAGCGCUGCAGGAUAUUGAAACAGGAGUACAACAUAUUUUAGCAGACAUGAUUGCUAAAGACAAAGACACGCUUGACUUCAUUCGGAAAUUGUGCCAGAAUAGAUACAUUUGUAUACAGUCAUCACUGGCUAAAGUUUCCUCAAAAAAGGUAAAUGAGAAAGAUGUCGAUAAAUUUCAGCUGUACCAGAAUUUUUCGUGCAACAUAAGAAAUAUCCAACAUCAUCAGAUUCUGGCAAUUAACCGUGGAGAAAAUUUGAAGAUACUGACAGUCAAAGUCAACAUUUCUGAUGGAGUGAAGAAUGAAUUCUGUAGGUGGUGCAUCCAAAACAGGUGGAGGCCACGUGGCUUUGCAAGACCAGAGUUAAUGAAGAUUUUACAUAGUUCACUGGAUGAUUCCUUUAAACGCCUUAUUUAUCCUCUUCUCUGUAGAGAGUUCAGAGCCAAACUGACUUCCGAUGCAGAGAAGGAAUCAGUAAUGAUGUUUGGACGGAACCUUCGUCAGCUUCUUUUAACAAGCCCUGUUCCAGGACGUACUUUGAUGGGAGUGGAUCCUGGGUACAAACAUGGCUGCAAAUUAGCUAUAAUUUCUCCUACCAGUCAGAUACUUCAUACUGAUGUGGUUUACUUGCAUUGUGGACAAGGCUUCCGAGAGGCAGAGAAAAUAAAGAGGCUUUUGCUGAAUUUCAACUGCAGCACAGUGGUGAUUGGAAAUGGAACUGCCUGCCGGGAAACAGAAGCUUACUUUGCUGACCUGAUAAUGAAAAAUUACUUUGCACCACUGGAUGUUGUUUACUGUAUCGUGAGUGAAGCAGGAGCCUCCAUCUACAGUGUCAGCCCUGAAGCAAACAAAGAGAUGCCAGGGCUGGACCCUAAUUUGAGAAGUGCAGUUUCCAUAGCAAGGCGUGUACAAGAUCCAUUAGCUGAGCUAGUGAAAAUUGAGCCGAAGCACAUUGGAGUUGGAAUGUAUCAGCAUGAUGUAUCCCAGACUUUACUCAAGGCAACACUGGACAGUGUUGUAGAAGAAUGUGUCAGCUUUGUGGGAGUGGAUAUUAACAUCUGUUCAGAAGUUUUGUUAAGGCAUAUUGCAGGACUCAAUGCCAACAGAGCCAAAAAUAUUAUUGAAUGGCGAGAACAAAAUGGACCCUUCAUCAACCGAGAACAGCUGAAGAAAGUGAAAGGGCUGGGUCCAAAAUCCUUCCAACAGUGUGCUGGCUUCAUCAGAAUCAACCAGGAUUACAUUCGAACAUUUUGCAGCAGUCAGCAGACUGAAUCUUCAAGCCAAAUUCAAGGACUUGCUGUGACAUCUUCAGCAGGUGUUGAGGUCACAAAUGAGAAGCAGGGCAAAAAGAAGAGUAAAAGUACAGUCAGUGUUGUACUGAAACCAAACCCGUUGGACCAAACUUGUAUUCAUCCGGAAUCAUAUGACAUAGCAAUGAGGUUUUUAUCAUUUGUUGGAGGGACACUGUGUGAGAUUGGAAAGCCUGAAAUGCAACAGAAAAUAAAUUCAUUCCUUGAAAAGGAAGGAAUAGAGAAAAUUGCAGAAAGAUUGCAAACAACAGUACACACCUUACAGGUCAUCGUAGAUGGUCUCAGUCAGCCUGAAAGCUUUGACUUUCGAACAGAUUUUGAUAAACCUGAUUUCAAGAGAAGCAUAGUCUGCCUGGAAGAUCUGCAGGUUGGGACAGUGCUUACAGGCAAAGUUGAGAAUGCCACUCUGUUUGGAAUUUUUGUAGAUAUAGGAGUAGGGAAAUCAGGGUUGAUUCCCAUUCGAAAUGUAACAGAAGCGAAGCUUUCCAAAACGAAGAAGAGAAGGAGUCUCGGGCUGGGCCCCGGAGAAAGAGUGGAAGUGCAAGUACUCAACAUUGACAUCCCACGAUCUAGGAUAACUCUGGACCUCAUUCGGGUGUUGUGAGUGUCCUGCGGAAGACCAAACACGGGUUUCAUUGCCUCGUUUCUGCAGGUUGCCAAGGAUAGUCACAUGUUUAUGAAUUCUGGCUAGUAGAUGAGAAAGAAUUCACUUUCUAUCAGAAGUCUUUUCCAAACACUUAUUCUUCCUUCUGCAUAAAUAGAAAACAAAUAGCUUGAUUUCUUUUUCCCUCAGAGAAAGCAACUAGUAGUCAUCUUUAUAUGGCUUUAUGUAGUAAUGGUUUUCUGACCAAAAUUUUAUUUUUUAUAAUUUAUCUUCAACUCUUUUUGAAUUUUGUAUAACAGAUUACUUCACCUCUACUUGCCAACGUCUCCUUCUAUGGGAUUGUAUGGAGUUGUCUUCUUGAUUUGGAUUGUACAAUGUCUGUUGACACAGAAGGGCUGGCAUUGUUUAAUUCUCCCAUUUUAUAUAUUUUCUAUCAGGCUUUUGACUUGAUUCAUGAUUUUGCAAUAAUCUUGAUUUUCCCUUGCUAAGUAAACUAUGCCAGUCAAACAAAUUCUGAUGUGUUUGUAACCAUCAAGUGAAUGGAUCAAAACAUAUUGCGGGAGGACAUAUGUAUGAAUUCCUACAAUAAAGUUUUGUGGCUAAUCGUC